Molecule: messenger RNA, 1260 nt
Organism: Durusdinium trenchii
Lineage: Eukaryota; Dinophyceae; Suessiales; Symbiodiniaceae
Source: the annotation of a GenBank genome assembly
AUGGCAAUCCGACGAGCAAACGACAUCGACGCAAUCCGACGAAGGAGAUUGGGAUGGUUCUGUUGGUGUUGUGUGCUCAGCCUCAAGUUCCAUGGGUCCAAGGAGUUCAUCACUCUGAGGAGUCUGCAGUUUCGCACCCGGCCGGGUGCGAAUCGUCCCCGGUGCCUCUUGGAGCGCAGGCAGAAGAGCCUUGGAAGCCUGCCAUCAGUCAGCGUGCAGAUUGUCACUUACAAUCGCACAUGCCUUGUGCUUGAAGCCCUGCAACAAAUUGAAGCUCAAGACUAUGCCGGUGAAAUUGAGGUGCUUGUUCUGGAUGAUAGUCCUCACAGCAGCCUGCGAGCAGUUGAGGGCUUCGCAAAUACAUCUCGCCACCGCGUCGUCUACCAUUUUCUGGAGAAGCGGCUCACUAUUGGUGCGAAGAGAAACCUUGCAGUGAGUCUGAGUUUGGCAGAUUUAGUUUGCACCUGGGACGACGAUGACAUCUACACUGAAGACCGGGUGCGGCUCCAGGUAGAGUUUUUGCUGGAGCAUCCUCGCUGCAAAUGUGCCAUGAUGGAACGACGCUACUUCUUCUGGAGCUCGUAUGGAGUCCUCCGAUCGUGCCGCGACGAGCUUCAGUUAUUCCCAUUGGAAAACACCCUAUGCUUUUGGCGAAGCUGGUUCCAGGCUCGCAGCUUCGAUGCAGGGAACCUCAAUGAAGGCCUUGGAUUGCUGCGUGGAGCUCAAGGAGUGAAGCAUCCUGGAAGGCUGGGAAUCCUUUCAAUUCCGGCAGAGGACCUGCCAUUUGUGUAUGUAAAGCACGAGGGGUCAAUGACUGGAAGCCAAAUCCUUCCUCAACCAGCAGAAGAUCCUGUCAAUGUUCGCCAACAAGGAGUGGGGCUCGGUGGAUGGCCUCUUCUGCCAUUGGCGCGUGCUUUUUUGAUGGACAGAUUUCCGGCAUUGCCCGCUUCCAGUUGGUGCGCGAAGGGUCUGGGAACAGUGCGCAAGCUCCUUUGUGAGGAAAUCAAGCAGGACAUUAAGCAACUGCGAGCUUUAUCUGAUAGAGCACAGGUAGCUUCAUACAUUCGCCAGCUUGGAAUGGAGAGUGCACCAAGAUUCACUACAGAAGGACUGCUUGGAUGGAUUGAUGCCAUGCAGCAAAAGCUGAGAAUGGGAUUUGUGGACGAAAAAGAGAGACUGAAUUCUGCUUGGAGUUGUGCGUCUGCGAUGGCUCAGAUUGCAAAGGAAUGGAUGGGACAGCCCCUUUGUGUGUGCGCAUAG